AUGACUACUACAGUAAGCCGUAAGAAGCGCCAUUUCCAGUUUUUCAAUUACCUUACAGAUCAUCCCCUGUUCCUCGAAACAAUUGCAAGUUGUUGGGAUGCGACGGAGGAGAUAUAUCACUCACGCUCUGCAAUUUACAGAUUUCAUAAGAAACUAAAGCUACUAAAGCCUCUUCUACGAACUCUGAAUCGGGAUAGAUAUGGAGACAUAACGAGGAGAACAAAAACUGCGCUUGAUGUUCUCUGCGAGAGGCAGAGACAAGCUCUUGAAAAUCCGUGUGCAGAAACUUUUGAAAGAGAGGCAGAGGCGGCGAGACAAUGGCAUCAUUACGCUGACGUUGAGGAGAGCUUCUUUAGACAAAAAUCACGGGAGAUCAUAAUACCUCAUUCUUUCAUCGAACAGUUCAGGCGAGAAGAUCUCACAAUGCUAUCCGAAAAUUGA
Messenger RNA from Arabis nemorensis, 441 nucleotides. The record is from the annotation of a GenBank genome assembly. Lineage: Eukaryota; Viridiplantae; Streptophyta; Magnoliopsida; Brassicales; Brassicaceae.